This is a messenger RNA of Struthio camelus australis, 3649 nucleotides long. The record is from RefSeq and is a predicted model, not a curated record. Lineage: Eukaryota; Metazoa; Chordata; Aves; Struthioniformes; Struthionidae.
ACCCCUCGCCUGGAGAAAUGGAUUCUAUGAAAGUGGAGGUGCUUCAGAAAAACACUUCUUCUAGAAAUGAGAAUGAAACACUAAAACUUCAAAAUUUGACAGACAGCUUGCACGGUAUAACCCCAGCAAAGAAAGAGGCAAGCCCAACAAAAAAAGAGGUGCCCCCAACAACAGCUAAAAUCACUUCUGUGACUGCAAUAAAACCGUCAACAGCAAAAGGAGAUCCUCUGCUCAAUGUUCUCUCUCAUGUGGUGACUGUUAGUCCUGUAUCUCAAAUGGAUGUUGAUGCUUCUGAAGACACUAACAUUGAGGAAGAGGAUCUUCUAACAGAUUUGAAAGACACGCUAAAUAGUUCACCACCCAUAAUAAAAGAAACUAUGGAGUCCGAUGGCGAUGACUAUGGUCCUUAUGAAAUGACAUCGAAUUCCAGAUAUAGUCCAGACCUUCUAGACAUGCCAGAAGAUGAGGACUCUGACACCAUUAGUAAUUAUAAUGAGGAGGUUAAGUCCCAUGAAGAGAAGACAAAAGAUACUGUUGUCACAGGUUUGGAAGAAGACAGCCAUUUCUUUUUUCAUCUGGUUAUAGUUGCCUUCUUAGUAGCUGUUGUUUAUAUCACCUAUCACAACAAGAGGAAGAUCUUCUUGUUGGUCCAGAGCCGAAGAUGGCGCGAUAGCCUAUGCUCUAGAACGGUGGAAUAUCAUCGUUUAGAUCAAAAUGUUAAUGAAGCAAUGCCUUCGCUGAAGAUAACCAAUGAUUAUGUAUUUUGAAAGCGCUGUGACUUGAGUUUGCUGAACUUACCAGUUUUUGCCUGCCUAGUCAUGCAGUGAUAUUCAGGUGUUCUAAAUAUGCCGCUUGUACUGAAAUGAGGGGUACUUUCUCUGACCUGGAUAUUUUUGAGAUUAAAUCUCAUGCAAGAUCAAGGGCAUGAUACAUCUUUUUCCUACUUUGGUCAGAUUUAAAAUCAGCUAUACAGAUACAGGGUUUAAUGAUUAGUGCCCUUUCCAUUUGUUAAGCAUCUUCCCUUCUGUCUGGAGCAGUCUUAAUAGUGGUAAUGCAAAAAAUAAGCAUAGAAUACUUUAGGUCUAAUAAAUUAAUGUUUGGCAUCGCUGAAUCAAAUUAAUGGUCUCUUUGCUAAUCACUUAUAUGGCUCAUAAAUCCUACCGUAUUACAAUUUGAAAAAUAAUUAUUUUUUUCCGUGCUUAAAUCUUGGUGCUGCAAAACUUUCAUCUUGUUUUUUUUCCUGUUCUUUUUUCCUCCUUGCCUAGCUUGAUCCUAUCUUAGGAAGAAUAACUAGCAUGACAACUUCAUAAUUUCUACAUGUGUUCAUGCAGUAAAUCAUUUAAAAAUAAUUAUGUUUAAAAUACUUUAUUUCAGAAGUUAUACACCAUAUAUUUUUAUGGAAUGUUCAAGAUUUAUGAGAAGGUAUUGCAGCUUCUUGACUAUCCAUUUUUUUCUCUAAUUCUAUUUAUGGCUUUUUCAUUAUCUUUGUAAUUACAAAAUUACAAAAAAGGAAAAUAAGCCUUAUGAUAUAAUUUUAGUAAAAUAUAGAUAGUUGACAGGCUUUCAGUACAUCAAAGCUUUCCCUUGAAUUUUAAGACAGUUGGGACACAGUUAUAUGGUUUGGUAUAUUAUGAAUAGGAGAGGCCUGAGACUGUAAGAACAAUGUAUUUCAUUGUAAUUAUGACCCAGGUAAUGGGCAGAUGAAAGUAAUGGUGUGUGCGGCUGCCAGUCUAUGGAUAGCACAGUCAUUUUUGACAAAUAUUUACGCAUUACUGUAAAGCAAGUUACUGGUACGUUAGUUUUUUUUUUUUUGAACUUUGUCUUUUGUAUUUUCAUUAUUUAUGUUUUCAUGAGUUGUAAAAUUUAAAAUCUCUUUCGUUUUCUGAGCGUUCUGUUUGUGAUUUAGUUUUCAAAACUGAUAAAUAUGUAAAUAAUGGUGACUCAGAACCAUAAUUAAUGACUUGGUAUUCAAGUAAUUAUAUAACACUUUGAAACAAAUCAGAACUUCACAGCUAUUGGCAUGAAGAGUUUGAAGGCAUGAUAUUAACUUAUCAAUGAAGCACUAAAACUUCUAAAUCCUACUGUUAAACACUCUCUUUUCAUAACCACAUGAAAGUAAGGCACAAACAAAAUAUACCAAAAGUGUUUUCUUGAAGUAAUUUUUAUUAUAUUUGGACUUGUAUCACUUAAUAUUUUGAAAAAGAUUUUUAAAAUAAAUGGCAAUAAUAAGCUUGUGGGGUUUUUUUAUCUUAACUAUUUCAGUCUUUUAUACAGUAUGUUACCGUAAAGAGCUUAUUUAUGCUUGGGAUCGAACAAACUGUUCGAAAUCAUCUUUUCCAGCAUUGAUGAAAUUCACCCUGUUCAGAGGAUGUAUGCAGUUUGUGUUUUAUGCCUCUGUUAAGUGGUAUGUAGGGUAGAUAGUGAAGCUUGGUUGAAAUCUUUUAAGCUGUAAAAAUUUAAAAGAUCUUAAAAAGAUAAAUUUUUUACAUAAGUUGUAUAAUUAGCAGUGCAUAGUAAUUUUCUGAAAUUUUAGUACAGCUUUUUCUCGUGGAGGUACUUGAGACUUUCACCUGAACAUCCCCAUGUUAAAGCAUAACAUUGCUUUGGUCAAGAUCCAGAGGGAAAGAUUACCUUGCAGAGCUCCUUGAGAAAUGUUGGAAUUGGAGAGAAGGGGGCUAACAAAUGGGUUCCCACCUAAGAAGUUCAGUAGCUUUCUUUUUAAAUACCAUUCAUAAAAGUUGAGUGUUUUUGGCAUUAGAUAGGAGUAUGGUCACACAAUUUGCAAAAUGUUUGUUGUUCCUAUCAACUUCCACAGAGCACUGAAUGAAAUACUAAAAGUUCCUGAUAGCACAGAAAUACAGUGACAUCCAAGUUGAAAAUUCUACCUUGACUGCCAUUUUCUCUUCACCCCGUCCAGGGAAUUAGGUCAUCAAGUCAGAUGGGCUAUUUUCAGCCUUUUGACUGUAAUAGGUAGAAUGCUGUUUAAAACGAGUAGAGCAAAUUUAUUCCAAUUGAAGUUAAUAGAAAUGAAGCAUAAUUUGUUGAUUUCUGAAGUUCAUAGAUGUGUUACCUUGUUCCCUCUUGAUGUCUUCCUAAGCUCUUGAAACGUAGUGCAACUAGCUGAAUCGAACCAGUCUAAAUAUUUUUUCCAGACUUUCUGAACUAUUAACAAUGCCCUAUUUAAGACUAUGUUAAUGUAUUGGCAGAGAAGCCUUGCUUUUCCCCUAGUUGUCCUCCCUCCCUUAAAUUGCCUGUCCUUGUGCAAAGACCUUCUGUAGGGAGAGGAAUUUAUUAGCCUUCCAGCUCCUGAGCUGUUAUUUCCAACAAAUCCAUUCUUUUAUAACCCCAUAACUUUUGAGGGAGGAAGAAUGCACACUGUUAAGCUAGUAAUAGGAUUGCUUUUUGUAUGAGUUUUCAGAGGAAUCUGUCUAACGGCUAACAUCAACUCAAUUACUAAAAGUACCUCUUCGGAGUUUGUUUUACAGUUGUCACAUUUUUAAAGUGCUCUUAUAUGCUAAUUCUGCUGUGACAAUACUUAUCCCACAGUCUUAGUGUUCAUCAGUUGCACCUAACACUAUUUAGGCCUAAUGGAGUAAAACUCACUUUGACUGUACUGUGAAUGUUAAUAAAUUCUCUUCUGAAAUGUCUA